Molecule: messenger RNA, 774 nt
Organism: Salvelinus namaycush (lake trout)
Lineage: Eukaryota; Metazoa; Chordata; Actinopteri; Salmoniformes; Salmonidae
Gene: cldn8.1
Product: claudin 8.1
Exons: 1
Coding region: 1-774 (257 amino acids)
Biological process (GO): bicellular tight junction assembly; cell adhesion
Cellular component (GO): bicellular tight junction; plasma membrane
Molecular function (GO): structural molecule activity
Source: RefSeq, a predicted model, not a curated record
AUGGCCAACUCAGCUCUGGAGAUCAUUGGCUUGUUGCUGUCUCUCAUCGGUCUGAUCGGGACAGCUGCCAGCACGGGGAUGCCCAUGUGGCGCGUGACGGCUUUCAUCGGCGAGAACAUCAUCGUGUUCGAGACGCGCUACGAGGGUCUGUGGAUGAAUUGCUUUAGACAGGCCAACAUCAGGAUGCAGUGUAAAGUGUACGACUCCCUCCUGGCUCUGCCCCCAGACCUGCAGGCGGCCAGGGGUCUGAUGUGCUGUGCCUUGGCCCUGGCAGGGGUAGGGCUGCUCAUCUCUAUCCUGGGCUUACAGUGCACGGCCUGCAUCCGGGACAACGACCGGGCAAAACGCACGGUGCUCAUCAUAGCUGGCAGCAUGAUCCUCGGGGCCUGCGUUUGCAUCAUCAUCCCAGUCUCCUGGACGGGUCACACUAUCAUCCGUGACUUCUACAACCCCCUGCUGAUCGACGCCCAGCGCAGGGAGCUGGGAGAAGCUCUCUACAUCGGAUGGGUCUCCUCUGCCUUCCUCUUCGCCGGCGGCUGCAUGUUCUGCUGCUGUAACGUCAAAGAGGAUAAAAGGCAAGACAAGUACAUGUACUCCAGGAACAGCCCUAGUCAAUACAUGUCUUACGCCCCUCAAACACAGUACCUGCCACAGUACCAGCCCCAGCUCCAGCCCCAGCCUCUACAGAGGCAGCUGUCCAGUUACAGCUACCCCGGCUCCAACCACUACCCCUCCAGGUACCCCUCGGAACGCAGCGCUGUGGCUUACCUCUGA